UAGUCAAACUGGGCAAAAUGACGAUCGACACAACAAAUGAGAGCGACAAUAGUCCAACUAACUCACCAGGAUUGGAGGCCUCGGCUCGGACAUUCUCGCUCAAUGCGUCAAAAAUGGUUCGGAUAACCGACGACUACGCAGAUGAAGUGUUCAUUGAACAGAAUGAUGUCGUUAUCGAGAAGCCUCGUAUGGAUCCUCUCCACGUUAGAAAACUUAUGGAGACAUGGCGCAAGGCUGCUCGCCGAGCAAGAACAAACUAUAUAGAUCCAUGGGAUGAGUUCAACAUCCACGAGUAUCCAGUACAACGAGCUAAACGAUAUAGGUAUUCUGCAAUCAGAAAGCAAUGGACAGAGGAUAUAGUCGAUGUGAGACUUCAUCCGGACAGUUUUGCACGUGGAGCCAUGCGAGAAUGCUACCGACUCAAAAAGUGCUCCAAGCACGGAACAAGUCAAGAUUGGAGCAGCAACUAUGUCGCAAAAAGAUACAUUUGUCAAGUCGAUCGUAGAGUUCUUUUCGAUGAUGUCAGACUUCAGAUGGAUGCCAAAUUAUGGGCUGAAGAAUAUAAUCGGUAUAAUCCACCGAAGAAAAUUGAUAUUGUUCAAAUGUGUGUCAUUGAGAUGAUUGAUGUAAAAGGUUCUCCACUCUAUCAUUUGGAGCAUUUCAUCGAGGGAAAAUAUAUAAAAUACAAUUCAAACUCAGGAUUUGUAUCAAAUGCAGCUCGUCUUACACCACAAGCAUUUUCUCACUUCACCUUCGAACGUUCUGGUCAUCAAAUGAUGGUUGUCGAUAUUCAAGGAGUUGGUGAUCUUUACACAGAUCCUCAGAUUCAUACAGUUGUGGGAACUGAUUAUGGAGAUGGAAACCUCGGAACUCGUGGAAUGGCUCUUUUCUUCCAUUCACACAGAUGUAACGAUAUUUGUGAGACAAUGGAUCUAUCAAAUUUCGAACUUUCGCCACCUGAAAUCGAGGCUACCGAAGUUGCGAUGGAAGUAGCUGCAAAGCAGAAAAAGUCAUGCAUAGUUCCUCCAACUGUGUUCGAAGCAAGAAGAAAUCGAAUUUCAAGUGAAUGUGUACAUGUCGAGCAUGGUAUUUCGAUGGAUCAAUUGAGAAAAAGGAAGACGUUGAAUCAAUCGUCAACCGAUUUGUCAGCAAAGAGUCACAACGAAGACUGUGUAUGUCCUGAGUGUAUUCCAGUUGUUGAGCAACUCUGUGAGCCUUGCUCCGAAGAUGAAGAGGACGAAGAAGAAGACUAUCCAAGAAGUGAAAAAAGUGGAAAUAGUCAGAAAAGUCGACGUAGUAGAAUGAGCAUUUCAACGAGAUCUUCUGGCGAUGAAUCAGCAUCUCGUCCUAGAAAAUGCGGAUUUGUAGAUUUAAACUCACUUCGUCAGAGACAUGAUAGCUUCAGAAGUUCUGUUGGGACAUAUUCUAUGAAUAGUUCUAGACAAACCAGAGACACUGAAAAGGAUGAAUUCUGGAAGGUUCUUCGAAAACAAUCAGUUCCAGCAAACAUUCUAUCACUUCAACUUCAACAAAUGGCUGCUAACCUGGAAAAUGAUGAAGACGUACCACAAGUCACCGGGCAUCAGUUCUCUGUCCUCGGUCAGAUUCAUAUUGAUCUCUCACGAUAUCAUGAGCUCGGGCGGUUCGUAGAAGUUGAUUCAGAACAUAAGGAAAUGCUUGAGGGAAGUGAAAAUGACGCUCGUGUACCAAUCAAAUACGACAAGCAGUCUGCAAUUUUCCAUUUGGAUAUCGCUCGGAAGUGUGGAAUCCUUGAGGCUGUGCUAACAUCGGCUCAUAUUGUUCUCGGAUUACCACAUGAAUUGUUGAAAGAAGUCACCGUUGAUGAUCUGUUUCCUAAUGGGUUUGGAGAACAGGAAAAUGGAAUUCGAGCUGAUAAAGGACAAAAACCUUGUGACCUAGAAGAGUUCGGCUCCGAUCUGAUGGAAAUUGCUGCAGAGAUGGGUGAUAAGGGUGCAAUGCUGUACAUGGCACACGCUUAUGAAACUGGUCAGCAUCUCGGACCGAAUCGAAGAACGGAUUAUAAGAAAUCGAUUGAUUGGUAUCAACGCGUCGUUGGAUUCCAAGAAGAAGAAGAACUUGACUCUGAUUGUGGAAAAACGACAUUCUCCUCAUUUGCUCCACUGACUCGUCACGAGAUUCUAGCCAAAAUGGCUGAAAUGUACAAAGAGGGAGGUUAUGGCCUGAAUCAAGACUUCGAACGAGCAUAUGGUCUAUUCAAUGAAGCUGCUGAAGCAGCAAUGGAAGCAAUGAAUGGAAAGCUCGCAAAUAAAUACUAUGAAAAAGCGGAAAUGUGUGGAGAAUGAUUCUUGAAUUCCCCUUUCUUCAAUCCUCAAUGUAUAUCCUUUUUUCUGGUAUAAUGUACAUUAUUGUUUGUUUUUUUUUUCAUAUUAGUUAGUAUCCCCAUCCCCUACAAUUUUUAGUUUCCCCCUGUCACAGUCCCCGGAUUCAAGGAAAGAAAAAAAUUUCAAAGAUUUUGAAUACCAAAAAAAUUUCGGAUCUAAACAAGUUUUUGGCAUUUAUACUCCCUUUAAACCGUGCGCAUAAUCAUUUUUCUGUUUCUUUCUUUAAAAUUUCCUUAUUCAUCUUUGUUUCCCUGCCAAAGCUGAUUCCGUUCUCGUUCUUUUUUUUUAAUUACUUGUCAAUAUGCUUCAAAGUACGUCGGUUUAAAUAAACUUCAGGUUGUAAA
Messenger RNA from Caenorhabditis elegans, 2707 nucleotides. RefSeq names its product Eukaryotic elongation factor 2 kinase (gene efk-1). The transcript is spliced from 6 exons. Bases 18 to 2324 code for a protein of 768 amino acids. Gene Ontology annotation, molecular function: elongation factor-2 kinase activity; ATP binding; protein serine/threonine kinase activity. The record is from RefSeq and is marked reviewed. NCBI's taxonomy places the organism in Eukaryota, Metazoa, Nematoda, Chromadorea, Rhabditida, Rhabditidae.